UUAUCUCAUCUCAUCUCAUCUAAUUUCCUCGCAAAAGAAAAAACCUAGUCUCAACAUCAGGCCAUCCCAUCCACCAGGGCUCAUCAAAUCAUUAACUAAUCAACCUAUUCAUCCCACUCCAUCAGAGUCUAACAAUAUCCCUGCACAAAUAUCCAUACACAAUGGCCACCCUCCGACCCAAAUCCAGCACCAGCACUGCCGACCUAGCACUGAACUUCAUCGAGGACCGGCCGGACCCAACGUCCAGCUCGGCAAGUCUGAUGUCGCAACUAGCUCAUAGACAGGAGUUGAUUGCGUAUUGGGAUAUCCAGCCCGGGUCAAGAGUACUGGAGAUAGGAUGUGGCCAGGGUGAUACGACUGUUGCGUUGGCGGAUGCGGUGGGGGAGAGUGGGAGUGUGGUUGCGCUUGAUCCGGGGAGUCCUGAUUAUGGCUCCCCCUCAACACUCGCCCAAGCCCAAGCCCACAUCCUCUCCACCCCCUUAGGACCACGCAUAACAUUCCACUUCAUCGACCCCCUCCUCUACCUCUCAACCUACACCGGCCCCGCCUACGACUACAUCGUCCUCUCCCAUUGCAUCUACUACUUCUCCUCUCCCACACACCUCCCCACCCUCCUCGCCUCCCUAGCACCCCACACCAAAACCCUCUGCCUAGCCGAAUGGUCCCUCCACGCCUCCUCACUCGCUCAGAUCCCCCACGUGCAAACCGCACUCCUGCUCUCCCUUCUAGAAACAAAACGCGAGAUCAAUUCUAACGGAAACAUACGCACCGUUCUAUCACCCGCGCAAAUCAUGUCCGCUGUGCUAUCUACCUCUACCAGCACCGCAGCCUCUUCGUCCUUGCCAAACUCCAGCUUCACGCUAGCACGCCAAGCUACACUCCCGUCGCAUCCAGGACUGCAAGAUGGAUACUGGGAAGUCAGUGAUCUGCUCCGGAAGCGCGAGGAAGAAAUCUCGUCUUUGCGGGUACGGAGUUCCGGUCAGGUUGUGAGCGAGAAUGAGAUUGUGGCGCUGGAGGCGGCGUAUGAUGCUAUUGCUGCUUCAGCGGAAGGGUUAGAUGGUGGUGUGAAGGGGGUGAGGAGUAUGGAUUAUUGGGUGGGUGUUUUUGAGAGGGUAUGA
Molecule: messenger RNA, 1118 nt
Organism: Cadophora gregata
Lineage: Eukaryota; Fungi; Ascomycota; Leotiomycetes; Helotiales; Ploettnerulaceae
Exons: 2
Coding region: 162-1118 (318 amino acids)
Source: RefSeq, a predicted model, not a curated record